UUUGUAAGUACUCUUUGCUUUCUCUCUGUCUCUCUGUUUGUUAGUAGAACUGAAAUUCUUCUGUGGAACACCUCCAAAGAUUGCUGAUUCAAUUUUAGUUUAAUUUUUUAUUGAAUACAAGCUUGGAUAUUUAUCUGGUGGGUGUCUGUGAGCGUGCGUGACAUAAGAGUGAGCUAAUUUCAUGGGGAAAUCAGGAGGUAGAAGAAAGAAGGGCAGUGGUGUUUCAAACCAAGUAUCAAGUGUUGAUAGUGGUAAUAUUUCAAAUCCAACGACGCUUCCAAAUGCUAAUGGCGAUGUCGAUUUUGACUCCUCAAUAUUUUUGAAAAGAGCCCAUGAGCUCAAGGAAGAAGGGAACAGGAGGUUCCAAAACAAGGAUUUUGCGGGUGCUUUUGAGCAGUAUGAUAAUGCUCUUCGAUUAACUCCCAAAACCCAUCCUGAUCGUGCUGUGUUUCACAGCAACAGGGCUGCGUGCUUAAUGCAAAUGAAACCUAUUGAUUAUGAGACUGUUAUUGCCGAGUGUACUAUGGCACUCCAAGUCCAGCCUCGGUUCGUAAGGGCUCUCCUUAGGAGGGCUCGUGCUUUUGAGGCGAUAGGGAAGUAUGACAUGGCGAUGCUGGAUGUUCAGUUAUUGUUAGGGGCUGAACCAGACCACCGAGAUGCUUUGGAGAUAGCCCGGAGAUUGAGAACUGCUUUCGGUCCUCGCCAAGAGGCUCAGCAGGACCUCCAAAGCCGCCCUUCUCCUGCUGCACUAGGGGCAUCUGCAGUCCGUGGUGCACCAAUUGCUGGCCUUGGGCCUUGUUUGCCAGCACGGCCUGUCUCCAAGAAGGCAGCAACUCCACCUGGUGUAUUGGCUGUUUCAGUCAGUAAUAAGCUGGAAAAGCCUCAAGUGAAUGUGGUCAGUGAAAAUGGUCCUGAGACCAAAACCCAGUUGUCAAAACUUGGGUUGAAGCCUUCAAGUGGUUCUUCAAAACAGGCCGCAAAUCUGUUCAAGGAUAGCCAAGGAGGAGAAUCUUCUUCAGUCCCAUUGCCCAUUCGCGGUAAUGUUCCGGAGGUGGCAGUUCGAUGGAGACCAUUGAAACUUGUUUACGAUCAUGACAUAAGGCUGGGACGGAUGCCAGUGAAUUGUACUUUUAAAAUGCUAAGGGAGAUUGUGAGCAAACGUUUUCCAUCUUCAAAGUCAGUUUUGAUCAAAUAUAAAGAUAAUGAUGGUGAUUUGGUGACUAUAACAUGUGCUGCUGAACUCAGAUUGGCAGAGUCCUCUGCAGACAACUUGUUGCACAAGGAGCCUACUGAUACAAUUGGCAUGUUAAGAUUACAUGUCGUUGAGGUGAGUCCCGAGCAGGAGCCUCCUUUGCUGGAAGAAGAGGAGGAGAAACCUCUUGAGACUGAAGGGAAUAAGGGAGAUGAAACUGUGUCUCAUUCGUCACUUGGUGAAUCUGUGAUGGGAACAGCUGAUAGUGAAAUUGAUAAGGCAGAGAAAGAAGCUCCAAAAGAGAAAACAGGAGCUUCGGAAGAUCCAGAGAGCAAGGAAGCAGAGAUGGAUGAUUGGUUGUUUGAAUUUGCUCAGCUUUUUCGGACCCAUGUUGGUGUUGACCCGGAUGCUCAUAUUGACUUGCAUGAGCUUGGGAUGGAGCUGUGUUCUGAGGCACUUGAGGAGACAGUGACAAGUGAGGAAGCUCAAAACCUCUUUGACAAGGCUGCCUUAAAGUUCCAGGAGGUGGCUGCUCUAGCUUUCUUCAACUGGGGAAACGUUCACAUGUGUGCAGCAAGGAAAAGGAUUCCCUUAGAUGAGUCUGCUGGAAGGGAGGUAGUGUUAGCACAACUUCAAGUGGCUUACGACUGGGUGAAGGAGAAAUAUUCUUUGGCCAGAGAGAAGUAUGAGGAGGCACUCUUGAUCAAACCUGAUUUCUAUGAGGGGUUGCUAGCACUGGGUCAGCAGCAAUUUGAAAUGGCCAAACUUCAUUGGUCAUUUGCGCUUGCUAAGAAAAUAGAUCUCUCUGGCUGGGACUCUACAGAAACUCUUAAACUUUUUGACAGUGCAGAGGAGAAGAUGAAAGCAGCAACUGAGAUGUGGGAGAAGCUGGAGGAACUGAGAGCAAAUGAGCUAAAAGAUCCAAAUGCAAGCAAGAAAGAACAAUUGUUGAGAAGAAGGAAGAAGCAAGGAAGUGUUGAAGGUGAUUCAUCUGCCAGUAGCGUUCAGGGUGAGAUUUCACCGGAAGAAGCAGCUGAACAAGUAGCACUGAUGCGAUCACAGAUACAUCUCUUCUGGGGUAAUAUGCUUUUCGAGCGAUCCCAAGUUGAAUGCAAGUUGGGGAUGGAUGGUUGGAAGAAAAACCUUGAUACUGCAGUUGAACGAUUUAGGCUUGCUGGAGCAUCUGAGGCCGACAUUUCAAUGGUUUUGAAAAACCACUGCUCCAAUGGAGGUGCAGUAGAAGGAGAUGAGAAAAAGGAUCAGAAUGCUAAUGCUGAUAUUGGAUCAGAAAAGAGCAAACAGGCUGAUAAAGUAUGAGGGAAGUAAUAAGGACUGAUUUUUUUGUGUGCAUGGCAGCAAUGAGUUACAUCCUUAUAUUCUUUUAAUAAUGAGUGACAUGGUACAAGGAAGUGCUUUCUUCUCAGCUAAAAGGGUUGAACUGUAAGAAAUUUUCUUUUGGAAUUGAGAAUUUUGGUCCCAACAUUGAACAAUCAACAUUGGUAUAUUUGAGCGGCAUUGCUUUUUAAGGCGUCCAUGUUUGGUUCGAGGUGAUGUUUUUCUUUGGACAUACUAAUGAGUUUCUGAUAAACAAUUUUAUGUCCUUGGGAAUUUUGACAUUGGUGGUUCUUCUAAUUGUGUUCUAAUAAUACAAUUCUUGAUUUUUAUGGAAAUAGCUUGUCUCAUUAUUUGAAGCUGUCUGCAUGUUUCACUUAAACACCUUAUUCAUUUAUAAUUUUGAUUUAUUGAAUUUCUUUUAGUAAAGUUAUUAGGAAACGAGGAUGGAGAAAUUGCAGUUAAGGGAAAUUCUGUUCAGAUUUAUCAGGGGAUUCUCCGUGCAUGUUAUGUGAACACAUUAAUAAGGAUAUUUGCAAACAGUCGCUUCCUCGCAUCUGUUGUGUAUCGAAUUGGAGGGCUAUAUUUAUGGCUAUUAGAUGAUGUCUCUAAUACAUGGUUCGAAAUUAGAAUUGAUUGGGAGUGGAUGAUGGAAUUGGAUAUCUGAAAAUUGAAAGUACUCCGUUGCUGUGUUUGAUUCAAAAUUGUCAACAGCCACGUAAAUGCAAUGGGUCCUGAAGUGCACUCGGAUAGCAAAAUUUGGAAAACAUAUUUCUAAACUGCGUUGGAUUCAUCCUUUUCUAUUCCCAUCUCACAUCCCUGUGCCGCUAAGCUAGAGCAUCUUAGUUUCUUACUUCGUACCGAAAUACAUAAUAGCUGUUGUAGAUGAACAGUUUAGCCGUCUGUUUUUCUUUUUCCAAUUUCUGAAUAGUAUAUUCUUAUAUUAAUGCUAUUUAACUACUGUUGAGGCA
Messenger RNA from Hevea brasiliensis (rubber tree), 3495 nucleotides. RefSeq names its product protein CLMP1. The record is from RefSeq and is a predicted model, not a curated record. Lineage: Eukaryota; Viridiplantae; Streptophyta; Magnoliopsida; Malpighiales; Euphorbiaceae. Bases 182 to 2509 code for a protein of 775 amino acids. Gene Ontology annotation, molecular function: protein binding. The transcript has a single exon.